Molecule: messenger RNA, 1428 nt
Organism: Poecilia latipinna (sailfin molly)
Lineage: Eukaryota; Metazoa; Chordata; Actinopteri; Cyprinodontiformes; Poeciliidae
Product: V-set and transmembrane domain-containing protein 2A-like
Exons: 3
Coding region: 29-520 (163 amino acids)
Cellular component (GO): membrane
Source: RefSeq, a predicted model, not a curated record
CCUGUACUCAACCACUGUCGCUUUGCUAAUGCUCUCUCCCUCUUUGUGUUCGCAGAUGGAGAUGAUACCAGAGCCCGAUCCUGAUGACGAGGGGACCAAAAUAAGUACAGUGAAGGUCCAGGGCAACGACAUCUCACACAAGCUGCAGAUCUCCAGAGUCAGCAAGAACGACGAAGGACUCUAUGAGUGCCGGGUGACCCGAGCCAACUACGGAGAGAUUGUGGAGUACAAAGCCCAAGCCUGGCUUAGGGUCAACGCCACAGCCAGGCCUCGACGGCCACUGCCACCCGCCAAGAAGAGCUCCCCACUGCACUUGACAGACAAGAAGCCAAGAAAGUCCACCUCCCCUCUGAGCCAAGACAACAUGAGUUCAGACCAGAGGGUGGCCUCCACGUCCUCCUCCCACACAUCCUCCAACACAGCUAAACGCUACCCCAGCUCAGGUACAAGACUAUUGUCCAGCUCCGGACCUGCUGUCCUGCUUCUGGCGUGUGGCCUGGUGAGGGAUGCCUUGUUAUAAUUUAAGAACAGUCGUGAUUUGCUCCACGAUGUUGGCCCAGCUGUGUGCUUCGAAAGCAAACAGAGGAUCAAAAAAAAGAAAAAAAGAAAAAAGAAGAUUGCCUGUUUUACUCCCUUCGCCACCCACUGAUCACAACCCUGAACUCUACCAUGCGGACAGCACAGUUUGCUCCUCAUUUUCUCGCCACUUCUGCUCUUGCACUUAGCACAUUAUUACUAGCCACUAUAAACACCAGUCACAACGGCAGCAGAAGGAGCACCUUUUCUACAGACGUCUGGUCGACGCCAGCAGAGACGCCGCCUAACACCCGGACUCUAUCUCGUUGGAUAACUCUCAUGGAAGAAUGACUUUCUUAAAGUUUUGCUGUUGACGUUUCUGUGUUCAUUGCUCAAAAGUAAACGAGAAAAUCAAAGAAUCUAUAUUUGUGUAGUAUAUAUGAUCCUAGAUAUAUGUCUGUUUUAUUUGAAACACAUAGAACUAAUGUAUGUGCUGUAUACAUAGCUGCUGCUGAUAUUGGCCAUUGAUCAUUGUGAAUAGGCACUCUAGCCUUCUCCAGAUGAGAUAAAUCUAAUACAAGUCUGUGUUAAAUUAGACGAUUGAUGUUAACCUUUAAGUUAAAAGGGUCAUUCUUUUCAUUUCUCUUUCAGCCGUAUUAGCCAUCCAAAUUUCAAAUGUGCAUAAUUUUACAUCCUGUUGGUGAUUCAUCAUCAGAAGUGCAUGCUUGGUCUGGAGGUUUUGAAGAUGAGGAAAAUAUCUGACCUAUAUGAGCCGACAUUUGGAGUUUAAUGUUCCAAUGUUUUGAACUGCAGUUUCUUUUUCUGUGCUAGCUUUGGUGUGAAAAUAAUGUCCCCUUGUCAUUUUAAUUUGUAAUGCACCCUUAGUAGGAAUAAAAAAAAAAAACAAAGUCA